This is a messenger RNA of Pelobates cultripes (western spadefoot toad), 360 nucleotides long. The record is from the annotation of a GenBank genome assembly. NCBI's taxonomy places the organism in Eukaryota, Metazoa, Chordata, Amphibia, Anura, Pelobatidae.
AUGCACAACCCCUCAACCAAAUCCAAAGGAGUGGCCAUACUACUCUCGGAAAAUAUUCAGUUCCACCUGGAAGCAGAGGAGAAGGACCGGGAGGGGAGAUACCUCUUCCUCAAAUGGUAUAUAGGUGACUCUCGAGUCACGCUCGCAAACUUAUAUCUCCCGAACAAAGGUCAAAAAGCGUCCCUGGCCUCUCUCCUAAAAGCCCUGCAUGCGUUCAGUGAAGGGACUGUCAUUAUCAGAGGUGACUUCAACGCCCCCCUGGACCCGAGAGUGGACACGUCAAAAGGAAGCUCCACGAUCCCGGACCACGUCCUCAGGGGCAUAAGGACCCUCCCCUGGCGCACUCUCCACUACGCAUAA